AUGGGAAAAAUGGCAGAAACUGAUAAGCCUGGGAAAAUUUUUAUAGGAGGCCUCAACAUAGCGACAAGACAAAAGACUCUUCAAGUAAUAUUUGGGAGAUUUGGACCAGUUGCACAUGCUAUUUUGAUGAGAGAUCGUGAAACUAAGAAGUCUAGAGGCUUUGGUUUUGUUACUUUUCAAAGCCCUGAAGAUGCUAAGAAUGCUGUCGAAGAAAUGAAUGGAGUGUCUUUGGAUGGAAAAAGAAUUAAAGUAGAGCAAGCCAGGAGACCAUCAUCACUUGAAAGUAGUAACAAGCGGAGACCACCAUCCUUUUCAAGAACCAGAGGUGCUUCAAGAAUUCUGAAAUGUGGAAGAGGGAGAAGUAGCAGACCAAGAAGUCGUCCUUCACGUGAGGAAAAUUUGGAUGGUGUUAGGUAUACUCCUAAUUUCAACAUGAGCUCUUCUGGGAGACACUUUGCAGGUAAAAGAAGUACAUCUUCAAAAAGGGAUGGUCCUCCUUCUAAAAGAUCUGCAAGUUCUGCUCUGACAAGAAGCAAUGUUGGACAGAGAGGACGAGAACCACAUAGAAGAGAGAUUUCUAGAAAUAUGCCAAGAAGAGAGCCAGUGUCUUCCAGAAGAGAUGAGUAUCCAUUACCAAGGGAUGAUGGCCAGUCUUCUAAUGAUAGUUAUUCAAGGAGAUAUGCAUCAACAUCUAGAGGAUAUCGUGACUAUGGCAAUUACAACUCUCGGGAUGAACAUGCAUCUAAAGUCUUCAGUGAUCAUGCUGGCUAUCGUGGGGGACGUGAUAGAGAUUUCUCUGAAUAUUUAAGUGGAAGUUCAUACAGAGAUACAUAUGGAAGUUAUGGAAGCUUCCAUGAGGCACCAUCUGCAAGAGGGACUUACAGUGGAAACAGCCGCUAUGAUGACUAUAGUAGCUCACGAGAUGGAUAUGGUGGAAGACGAGAAACAUACUCAAGCAGCCAAAGUGACAGAUAUUCAAGUGGCUAUGAACGUAGUGGUAGACAAGAAGUGUUUUCACCUAUUGAUAGAGAAUAUUCUGAGCAUGGGGGCAGACAAGAAAGAGGGCAUUCACCAAUGGAUAGGCUGUAUAGUGCAUCUUGUGAAUCAUACAGUAGUAGUUCAAGGUUUGGAGGAUAUCAUGGAGGUCAUGGGAAAAGCAGAUACGAAAGUGGAGGCAGGUACUAA
Molecule: messenger RNA, 1185 nt
Organism: Arvicanthis niloticus (Nile rat)
Lineage: Eukaryota; Metazoa; Chordata; Mammalia; Rodentia; Muridae
Source: RefSeq, a predicted model, not a curated record